Aspergillus niger is the source of this 2733-nucleotide messenger RNA. RefSeq lists its product as uncharacterized. The coding region runs from base 1 to 2733 and encodes 910 amino acids. The record is from RefSeq and is a predicted model, not a curated record. Gene Ontology annotation, molecular function: protein binding. NCBI's taxonomy places the organism in Eukaryota, Fungi, Ascomycota, Eurotiomycetes, Eurotiales, Aspergillaceae. The transcript is spliced from 3 exons.
AUGGCGUUCAGUAGCGAUGCUGGUAAGCUGCCAAAAGCGCGGCCUCGAGAAGGUCUACAGCUUCGGCCUUUGAAUGUCGAGAAAGGGUCCAAAAGAGUAUGUAGCUACCCCUCUUCUACCGUCAUGAAAGCUACUCCAGUGUGCAAAUCGACUUACAAGCAUGCUGACCUCCCACCAAGUACUCUUCCGCAGAUGAUACUUUCCCUCCUCAGACCGCCACUUGGAGGAACAACUUGGUACUUUAUUGCUGCCUUUCUUGUGCUACCUGAGUGCCAUGCGCUAAUUUUGCUGAAGAUGGCGCUUUCCCAGCGCCGAAACUUAUUGUUCGUCGCUUACAGUCACCAAAUCUAUGUCUGGGAGCCAUCAGGGUCGUUUCAGACGCUGGGAAACAAGCCCGAGAUGAUAAUAACCCCCGUAAUGAAGGUUCCCCAUGCUAGCGGCUAUAUUGCACCAGCUUCGCCACACGCGAUCAACAACCUCCUUGUGGAUGAUCUAGGUCGAGAUGAAGUCCUAUUACUUGUUACUGAUUCCGGCAACGUUUGUGGGUAUCGAGUCGAGGCCAUCUUCUCUGCCUUGAAGCGAGCGGCAGAGAAUAAGGAAGAGCGCCCCCUCGAUGGAUCCCAGGUGGAUCCAUUCUUUGUGGAAUUUGUUCAAGCUAGUGCCUGGGGCCUGGCUAUCCAUAAAUUCGCCCGCCUCAUUGCAGUGAGCGCGAAUACGGGCCUCAUAACCGUUUUUGCCUUUGCACUCGUGAACCCCACUUCGGAAAGCAGUAGCUCGAGCUAUCACCCAGAAGACGAUGAUGAUAUGAUCGAUUACGGCCAAACCUGGCUGGAGGUCAGGACCAAGGACCAGUUCAAUCAGCUGCGACAUCUGAUGCCGGACAGACACCGCACACGAAAUGUUAAGCUGACUUAUACCGGUCAUUACGCUAAUAUCCCUUCCGUUGGUUUCUUGAAUUGCGAUCUCGACCCUAACGGCAAUUGGAUGGUGAGCACAGACAUCGAUAAUAGGCUCCUUGUAUGGCGGGUAUGGGAUAGUCUUGGCCCUUUCAACGUGAACCACUUCAAUGAUGUCUCUUUCAAGUUCUUCCCGGAGACCCUACGUAACGAUGAACGUGGCUGGUCUGUGAUUGCCCUCGACCCGCGGACCUUCCAUCGUGUUAAGUCUACUGAAGAAGCUUGUGGCGGCCCACCCAAUCGCCGGGUAAAGGGCGGCCGGACCGUUUACGACCUAACGAGAGCGAACAGUCGGAUACCGAACGCUUCACAGAUAUACAACUUCUUCCCACCUGCAGUGAAGAUCGAGUCAGAGGAACCUGUUUUGCCCGACAUAUUUGGAGCCGACUGUUGCAUUAGCAGACGAAACGGCCCAUCCCAGGCCGCUUUUGGUGAUGGCUCAUCAGCGGCACUUCGUCGCAAUCCAAGCGAUGGCGCGUCGGCAGAGUUUCUUGAUGCCAACGGGUCGUCCACGAUCACUGGAAAUGUUCGUCCUUUUGAUUUUGCUGAUACGUUCAGCCACCGAGCCGUCAAUGGGUCUGUAUAUGGCGACAACUUGAGCCGCGACGGCUCUGAUGUGGAUGUGGGAGCGCAUAAUGCAGCAGGUAAUGGCCAUUGCCAGCCACUAAACCGUACAGUUCAGAGAAUUGACGCUCUUCAUCUAGGCCCUGGCCCCCUGACCACACCAGAAUUCCUUCAAUUCGCACUUCUUGAGGCUCUUGGCGGCGAAGCACCCGGUACCGAAUUUUAUGAGGACGAAAUAGAUUAUUACCUGGCUGGAGGCACUUACAGUUCCGAUCAUGAGCUGGAUAAUGCCGACAGUACUUCCUCCUAUAAUAGCGACAUGUCAGCAGCGGGGCCUGUUUCAUACCCACUACUUGACGGUGAGUUGGAUUACCCUCAAAGCUCUACCCCCUGUAGACAUUGUCAUGUUGAUAACAUUUCGGAUACGAAUUCAGCAGGUUCCCGAUUUCCCAUCCUACACUUCUCACAAACAGACAUCCGUUUAAUACCCCAUCCAUUCGCAAAUUACGCCACAGUGGUCUGCGGCGACCCUUUACGACAACCCCUUACCCACCCCAUUGUCUCCAUCCGAGCCUGCGAUCGCUUCAACAUGGUGAAAUAUGUCCCAGAACAUGGCAUCGUGAUUGCCGCCUCCCAAAAAGGCCGCGCAGCCGUUAUAGCCCUCACGGAAUCUGAAGCAACCGGCCUAUCAUUCCGAGUCGAUUGGAUUGUACCGUUCGAGAGUCAAGAAAAAUACGGCGACCGUCCUCUCGUCCCCAUCUUGGGAAUGAGCGUCAGUCCCAUCCAAGGUUUCGAGAUCCCGCCGGACGUACCUUAUAUCCCCCGCGACGUCAAGCCCGACGACCUCGCCUUCCAAUUCAAGUACCUGAGUCAUGACGAACCCAGCUCCUCUCUAUCAAGCAGCGUCAUGCUACAACAGAGUUCCUUCAAUGAAGAGAUCAACGAUUCGGAAGUCGAUCCCAGUGAAACUGCCGAUGACGACAGCCCCCAACCACCCCCGCUCAGCUUGCCAGAAUGCCACGCCCGCGCAAGCAGUGCCUACCAGCCCGAGGAAAGCUGGCGCGGCUGGAACCCAUCGCGCCAUUACCGGCUAAUGCUCAUGUACGCGGACCAUACCAUCAUGAGUUAUGAGUUCUGGUACAAGUGGAAUACUACGGAUGCCGGUCCGAAUGGCCAGGAUCUCGACGAGGAAGAUGAUAUCCUCCUUGUAUAG